Molecule: messenger RNA, 1092 nt
Organism: Mesocestoides corti
Lineage: Eukaryota; Metazoa; Platyhelminthes; Cestoda; Cyclophyllidea; Mesocestoididae
Source: the annotation of a GenBank genome assembly
AUGCACAAAGAAAAUCGACUACAGGGUCUUACAAAUCAACUAGUUGAUUUGAAAAUUAAAUAUAAUGCACUCCUGAAGAGUAAGGCCUCAUGCGACUUGGAGCGCAGCCGCAUUCUUCGUAAAUACAAGAAACUAAGACAGGUCAAAUUCUCGUCGAUAAAGGUGGAACAGCCAAUAAAAUCAUGCAAGAUUAUUGGUGACUGCACGGAUAAAACGGAGUUCGGUGUGAAUGAGAAUGCUGCUGAAUUGUUGAAACCAUCCAUGCAAGGUCUUUAUCUCAAUUGUGGGCCCCUUUCAGGGGUUGUUUGUCACCCGAAAGCCGGAUUUGCUUGCUGUGUUAGCAAAAAUGGAAACUUAUCAUUCAUUAAUGUUGACGAAGAAAGAGAAAUGAUUUCAAUUGGGCUGCCUAAGCUGAAACUGUCAUCGGUGGCAAUUAGUUCAGAUGGAGUCAUGUUAGCGAUUUCAUCAUUGUCGGGCAAAAUCCUGCUUGGCAACUACGACCAAAUAGAAAAUGCCCAGUGCCUGCAUGAAGUCAGUCUUGGUGUGAGAAGACUGCCUCAGAGCGGAGCCAUCCUCUGUCUUGACUGGCACUGCGCCGGUGGCUGCAUUGCUGCUGGCAGUCUUGACAGCUUCGUACGCGCCUUCGCCGUGGAACGACCUGAGUCUUGCGACGUACUUCGCGGUCACCAUGGUGGAGUCAAUUGCGUCAAAUUUUUGCCAAACGGGCACCAACUUCUUACGGCCUCCUCAGACGGGAGCAUCCUUCUUUGGGAUGUUCGAUCGAAGCGCCAGGAGAGGCGAUUUCUAAAGCACGUGGCUCCAGUUAAAUGGGUUGACUUUUCAAGGAGUGGAACCCAUUUCAGUUCUUGCGAUUCCGAUGGAGUGGUUGUGCAAUGGGACAUCCAAGGAUAUCAACCAAGUGUCAUGGUAGCAAAUCAGAUGGCUUGCGGCCACGGAAGAAAUUGCAUCGUUCAUUCGCCAGAUGAUAAGUAUUGGUUUGCGGGGAACACUAACGGGAGUAUAUCUGCCAUCAGUGCGGCUACUCAUGAGGUACGUUUCUUCGCCCAGUGGCACAAAAGGAGUUGUGAUUAG